GACUUGCCAGCUCAAAUCUUCAAUCCUCAGAGGCUCACAAACUUCCUGCGUGGGCUCCUCCUGCUCGGAAUCGCUCGAAAUGGAUGUAUAUAGGGAUGAAGAAUGGAAAAGGAAUCAGCUACCCUUCAGUUCCACCCAGUAAUACAAAAGAAACGGAGGAGAGAAGAGCAAAGCUGUGGGGUGAGCACAAAAGGCCCCGCUUUAGUGCCAGCGUUUUAGCUGCAGCCGGCUGGACAGCUCCUGGGUGACUUCCGUUCCUGGGGUGGACCAGUUAGUCAGUUUAAAUCACAAACCAGCGGCGAAGGGAACCUUUCCUAGGGGUGAAGCUCUGGAGUGUAGCGCGCACAGACUUCUCUGCGGACUCCGAGCGGUGGCUCAGUGGCAGAGGCGACAAACUUGCCAGGAUUAGAGGCAAAUUAAUUAACCCACGUCUAUUUCGUUGCACUUUUCGAGACAUCCAAGCGGAUGAAAACUCCUGCGAGUUCCCUGGGAAAGGAGACCAUGCCCCCCAGUUCUCUUCUCAACCUCUCCUUGCCCGCGGAAGCGAAUGAGAGCUACUUGAUUCCUGAGGGGUGGGAAAAAGAUUUCCUGCCUGGCUCGGACGGGACAACCGCGGAGUUGGUGAUCCGCUGUGUGAUACCAUCCCUCUACUUAAUCAUCAUCACGGUGGGCUUACUGGGCAAUAUCAUGCUGGUGAAGAUAUUCCUCACCAACAACACCAUGAGGAGCGUCCCCAACAUUUUCAUCUCUAACCUGGCCGCUGGGGACCUGCUGCUGCUGCUGACCUGCGUCCCCGUGGACGCCUCCCGCUACUUCUUUGAUGAAUGGGUGUUUGGCAAGCUGGGCUGCAAACUCAUUCCGGCCAUCCAGCUCACCUCGGUGGGGGUUUCCGUGUUCACUCUCACCGCCCUCAGUGCUGACAGGUACAGAGCUAUCGUGAACCCCAUGGACAUGCAGACAUCUGGCGUGGUGCUGUGGACCAGUUUGAAGGCCGUGGGCAUCUGGGUGGUCUCUGUGUUGUUGGCAGUCCCUGAAGCUGUAUUUUCGGAAGUAGCACGCAUUGGUAGCUUGGAUAAUAACAGUAGUUUCACAGCAUGCAUACCCUACCCACAAACUGAUGAAUUACAUCCAAAGAUCCACUCAGUGCUCAUUUUUCUUGUCUAUUUCCUCAUACCACUUGUUAUUAUUAGCAUUUAUUAUUUUCAUAUUGCAAAGACUUUGAUUAAAAGUGCACACAAUCUUCCUGGAGAAUACAAUGAACAUACCAAAAAGCAGAUGGAGACACGGAAACGCCUGGCGAAGAUUGUGCUGGUCUUUGUGGGCUGCUUUGUCUUCUGUUGGUUUCCCAACCACAUCCUCUACUUGUACAGGUCUUUCAACUACAAGGAGAUUGAUCCUUCUCUAGGUCAUAUGAUUGUCACCUUAGUGGCCCGGGUUCUGAGUUUCAGCAAUUCAUGUGUCAAUCCUUUUGCUCUUUACCUGCUCAGUGAAAGCUUCAGAAAGAACUUCAACAGUCAGCUCUGCUGUAGGAGGAAGCCCUAUCCUGAGAGGUCGACCAGCUAUCUUCUCAGCUCUUCAGCAGUGAGAAUGACUUCUCUGAAAAGCAAUACAAAGAACGUGGUGACCAAUUCUGUCCUGCUAAAUGGACAUAGCACAAAGCAGGAAAUUGCACACUGAUUGAAGAACUCCCAACUCACUCAUGGAAAAUACCUAACAAUAUUUUUUAUUGUUACUGAAUGAAGCAGAACUAAAUAAUUUCUACAUCCAUACUGUUCCCUAGCUAAUUCAUCAGGGGACUUCAUGACUGACUCAAGUUCAAAGCAAAUAUUUUUCUCUGAAUCAAAUUUUACAUUACACUAUGCAUGUCUAUAUUACACAAACAUAACUCACACAUAUAUCCUGCUAACAUUGAUUUAUAGAUUACCUCAGGAUUUAAGGUAUUGCAACAAACAACUGUGUGAUAUUUACUUUACAUUCCUUUUAUCUUAAACCAUAGAGAACAUGGGUCAGAAUUUAGUGAGAGGUAAUAUCCAAACACCCAUAAUUUGAAUAUAAGUUAUAUCAUUUUGCUGAGUAAAUUGUAUUUAUAAUCAGUAUGUAAUUUGAAAAAUUUGAAAAAUCCCUAAAGUGAAGCUUAAUCAUAAUUCAUUAAUAUUUAUGGUUUUGUACAAUUAUAAUUUAUAGAAAGGUCUGUAAGUUCUAGAUAUUGUAUUAGAAAGCAUGAUGACAUUUUAUUAUGAAUUAUAAAUUAAUGUAUGAAUAUGACUUAGCUUGUAUAUAUAAAACAGGUCUCAUAUGUUCCAAAUUUCAACUGUCACUCAGAUGGUUGCAUGACCAUUUUUGUAAACAGUUAAAGUUUUAACAAUUUGGCUGCUUCUGUGUAGAUAAUAAGAUUUGUAAAAUUCUGACAAAUUCUCAUUAACUCUUGCAUCUGCUGACAAGUGUGUGGAAUACCAGGUAUUUUUUUUUCUCUAUGCAUGUCAUCACAGUUUUCUCCUAAUAAACAUAUUGGUAUUUUUCACCAAAACAUAUACACUGUCUUUAAUAAGCUCUAAAAGUUACCCCUUUCUUAAGCCCAUACCAAAUGUCUAAUACUUGAAUUUUUUCUCUUUAUAGACCAUAGUUGCUUCUAGAUACAGUAAGGUGAUUUUCUGGCACAACAAGCUCCUGUUAAAUACCCCUAGCCCAUACUACUAAAGAUAGGAAAGAAAUCAUUUGGAACCAGAAAUUGAGAAAUAAAUAUAAGCAAAUUACCUGUAGAAUUUUAUAUUAAGAAUGAUAAAGAACACUAAUCAGGUGUUUGCUGCUUUUUAGGCUUAGCUUUAUAUGUAAUUUUAAUUUUUUUUUUUCCUGCGAGUAAACUCUUUAAAGAAUAACAGAAGGAACCAAUUUUCUAGGCUAUGAAGAUGCUCAAAUUCGGGGGCAUCUUUAUUCAAGGGAUGACAUGAUUUUAAAAAUUAAAUGAGAACAAAAAUACAUUGCCAGAGGCCUGGUCUUUAGCUUUCAUUAACUUCAUGGAAAGGCUACCUGUGAAGUAGGUCUUGUUUGCUUUAUCCUAUAGAUAGGGAAAUUGAAGAUCCGCUAUAAUUAGUAACAUAAAGAAGAUUAUUUUGCCAUGUGAACAACUUGGAAUAGGACAUGUGUUACCACAUCAUAAAGGGUAUGCUCCAUUGCUCCAUUGCCAUUCAGCUGUGGCUUUUCACAUCUGACAGCCAACUCCAGGCAUGGUACAGAUUUAUUCACCAUGAAACUACACAAUGUAUACAACAUUUACUUUAAUUUUGAGUGCCUUGCAAAUCUUUUAAGCUCCAUUCAUUGCAUUUUGCAGAAUCAUCACCUAAGAAUUAAGAAUCUUUGGUCAAUGUAGAAUAUUUCUUAUUAAAUAUGUUAAGAUGGUAACAGGUAAGUAAGACUGCAAGACUCAUUCACAGAUGUCGUACAUGAUUCUUUUAGUUUCAUGUAUGCAGAAAUACAU
Molecule: messenger RNA, 3475 nt
Organism: Meriones unguiculatus (Mongolian gerbil)
Lineage: Eukaryota; Metazoa; Chordata; Mammalia; Rodentia; Muridae
Gene: Nmbr
Product: neuromedin B receptor
Exons: 4
Coding region: 466-1677 (403 amino acids)
Biological process (GO): bombesin receptor signaling pathway
Cellular component (GO): membrane
Molecular function (GO): bombesin receptor activity
Source: RefSeq, a predicted model, not a curated record